This is a messenger RNA of Eufriesea mexicana, 593 nucleotides long. It is a transcript of the gene Rpp20, whose product is annotated as ribonuclease P protein subunit p20. The transcript is spliced from 4 exons. The record is from RefSeq and is a predicted model, not a curated record. Gene Ontology annotation, cellular component: ribonuclease MRP complex; nucleolar ribonuclease P complex; nucleus. The coding region runs from base 126 to 593 and encodes 155 amino acids. Gene Ontology annotation, molecular function: nucleic acid binding. Gene Ontology annotation, biological process: tRNA 5'-leader removal. NCBI's taxonomy places the organism in Eukaryota, Metazoa, Arthropoda, Insecta, Hymenoptera, Apidae.
GUCACUCUUUUCCGGUACAAUGCACUAAAUUGUAGCCAAAACGCCCAUUAAUCGAUGUCUUUGAUUUUCGAGAGUAUUUCUUGCACGAGAAAGGAAAUAGAAACCCUCGUGUAGAACCUGUCAGAAUGGCCGAUGUGCACGAAUGUCCUAAGUUGAAAGAGAGUUUUCCAAGAGAGAGGAAUGCGCCUAAAGUGAAACGUAAGAAGUUAUUGUCUUCAGAUUAUAUCAUUAAAAAGAGGCAACCUUUCGGUAGAAGGCAAAAACAGGAUAACGAUAUAUUUAUCACUAAUAAAACAAACUUUAAGGCUCAACUGAAGAAAUGCGAAAAACUCUUAAGCAAUGAUACUUCUGAAGUGAUUAUUCAUGGUCUUGGUGCUACUGUGCAAAGAGCAUGCAACUUGGCUCUGCAAUUAAAGGAGAUUCAUUAUGGUAGUGUAGAAUUAGACACCAGGACUUCUACAAUAUCUAUUAUUGAUGAUUUUGAGCCUCUUGAUGAUAAUGGAAAUUAUGAAACAAUUAAUCGAAAUAACUCUGCAGUACAUAUUCGUGUGUUUAGAAAGUUUUCAUUAGGUGGUCUUAGAUACCAGGAGUAA